GGCGACUAAAGAAGCAGCUGGUGGAGAUAAUGGAGAGAGAGCUUAUCGGAGUGUGUCGCUGAUUGCACUUGGGUUCGGUUCGGUUCGGUUGUGAGUGAUUGAGUGAGUGAAUCCGGACUGUACUGCCACUGUGGGUCGCUGUUGAAUGAGAACUAACUGGACAUCGUAAAGUAAACAGUAAACACAUCUGAUCUGGAUCCAAGUGCACCAGUUCCAGCAGAACAGUCAGACAGUGUGGGUGAGAGGGUGAUGAGGCUGGUGUGGAAGUGAGAGCACUAUGGGAGGAUGUGUGGGGAGAGAACAGCAGGACUCGGGGGCCCCUUCCCGGAGAACCAGGGGCCAAAGAAAACGAGGAGCUCGUAACGAACCCCUGAAGAAGGACAAGCUUCGAUGGAAGAGCGAUUACCCCAUGACGGAGGGUCAGCUGCGCAGUAAGAGGGACGAGUUUUGGGACACGGCUCCAGCCUUCGAGGGCCGUAAGGAGAUUUGGGACGCCCUAAAAGCGGCUGCCGUGGCUUUGGAAUGUAACGACCUUGAGCUGGCACAGGCUAUACUGGAUGGUGCCAACAUCACACUACCGCAUGGAUCACUAACAGAAUGCUACGACGAGCUGGGCAACCGCUACCAGCUACCCGUCUACUGCCUGGCACCCCCAGUCAAUCUGAUCACAGAGCGCAGCGAGGAAGAACCGGCGUCGGAGACCGGCGAACCCCAGACCGCCCCCAAAAAGGAGUUCCAGCUCAAGGUGCGCCUCUCGACGGGCAAGGACGUGCGGCUCAGCGCCAGCAUGGCCGACCCGGUGGGCCUCCUGAAGAAGCAGCUGCAGGCUCAGGAGGGCAUCGAGGUGGCGCACCAGCGCUGGUUCUUCUCGGGCAAACUGCUCACGGACAAGACGCGCCUGCAGGACACCAAGAUCCAGAAGGACUUCGUGGUGCAGGUGAUCGUCAACCAGGCGGAUCCUUAAAUCCGGAGCCAGCGGGGCACCGCGGGACACGAGGGGUGUUUUUAAUCUUUUUAGUUUUUUAAUUGUUCGAAUUUUUCCAUGAGGAACUGUGUGUGGUUCUGUUUCAAUCUGCUAAAACGACUCGGUGAUGGAUUCUGACGGAGCCGAUCUGUGAAAAGAAACGUUUGCAGUUGCUUACGAGCCCCCCCGAAAUGCAACGAGGAGAAAAUUAAAAGGAGAAAAUAGAUUAAAGCUCGUAAAUCUC
Trichomycterus rosablanca is the source of this 1208-nucleotide messenger RNA. RefSeq names its product ubiquitin domain containing 1b (gene ubtd1b). Gene Ontology annotation, molecular function: protein binding. The transcript is spliced from 4 exons. Bases 278 to 964 code for a protein of 228 amino acids. The record is from RefSeq and is a predicted model, not a curated record. NCBI's taxonomy places the organism in Eukaryota, Metazoa, Chordata, Actinopteri, Siluriformes, Trichomycteridae.